Puccinia triticina is the source of this 1263-nucleotide messenger RNA. RefSeq lists its product as uncharacterized. Gene Ontology annotation, biological process: lipid metabolic process. Lineage: Eukaryota; Fungi; Basidiomycota; Pucciniomycetes; Pucciniales; Pucciniaceae. The transcript is spliced from 3 exons. The record is from RefSeq and is a predicted model, not a curated record. Bases 1 to 1263 code for a protein of 420 amino acids.
AUGGAGCGCCUCUGGAUCUUCUCGCACCUCGUCGGCAUGCUCCUCCAGGCGCGGCUGUUCCUGCUCGCAUGGACCCAGCCGGGGCGGUACCUGGACGACCGGCGGGUGCGCUGGACCCGGCUCGGCCUGCUGCCGGCCACGCUCGGCCUGCUGCUCCUCAACCACGCCCGCGUCCGCCACACCGCCCUCAUCCCCCGCCCGCUCAAGGUCAACCUCGGAUGCAUGUUCGCCCAGAACCUCUUCAAGACCGUCCUGCUCGCCUUCAACCGCCCCAGUCCCGCCCGGGUCGCCAAGCUGCGCCAGGCGGGCCCUCAGCCGGCCCUCUCCGCCCCCGCCGCCCUCUUCCAAUCCCUCUCGCUCAUCGUCAGUGGAAGCACCAAUCCGUCCAAGCAACCCAAGCUGGUCACCGGAGGACCCAACCACACGCUCCGCGCCGACCUCGUCUUCCUCCUCUCGACGAUCCGGCGGAUGGUGGUGCUGAACCUCUUCGGCAUCCUGGCCCUGUACGGCUGGAAGAGCGUGCACGACGAGGGGCUCGUGGGGCGGUACCCGAUGCUGAAGCGCCACAAGCCCCAGAUCACGGCAGUAGUGUGGGGGGUGUUCAUCUGGACGGGGAUCGACCUGCCGGGCUGUGUGGCCCGGCUGGCGGCGUUCGCGGCCAAGACGGCCAGCCGCUCCGCGACCGUCCAGCGCCUGCUGCCCGACUUCAGCCGGGUGGACCUCGAACAGACAUGCCCAUUCUUGUUCGCGAACUCGCCCCUCGAGGCCUCCAGCAUCUCCGCCUUCUGGGGCAGACAUUGGCACACCGUCCUCCAGGCCCUCUUCGUCGAGGCCGGCGCGAUCCCCCUCUCCGCACUCGUCCGCGCCGCCUUCGCGCCCCGCAGACCGCCCCCCAAGCUGCUCCGCCUCACCGGAAUCUUCGGCGCCUUUGCCGUCUCCGCCAUCAUGCACGAACUCGGGAUUUGGUGCGCAGGCCCGUUCGAUCGCCGGCUGAGGACCUCGGUCUUCUUCCUCAGCCAAGCCCUCGCCAUGGGUCUCGAGAACGGAUUCAAGAGCCUCUCGGGCCGCCGGGUCGGCGGGCCCCUGGGCAGGGUAUGGGCCUUCGCCUGGCUCAUCUUCUUCGGCGCACCCAUGAUCGCCGCGUGGAUGGAGAGUCUGGCCAUCGACAAACACAGCAUGUUCGAGGCUGCCGAGCGCCUGGGCUUCUGGAGGAUGCUGGCCACUCCCCUCGUCUUGCCCUCUCUUAUCUUCUCUCGCAAUUGA